Messenger RNA from Echinostoma caproni, 3663 nucleotides. Lineage: Eukaryota; Metazoa; Platyhelminthes; Trematoda; Plagiorchiida; Echinostomatidae. The record is from the annotation of a GenBank genome assembly.
AUGGUCCAAAUGAUAGGUCAUGUGACCAAUUGCACUUUCUUCCAUCAUCGCCACGGUGCUCUUCGUGUAAAUAACGGUCUCGAUUCGAUUCAGGCCGAAUCAUAUCGCUCUCUCCCGGUUGAUUACGUCAUACGAUACAGUCGAUUUGUGGACAACACAGGACCCAAUGUUGUAGAUCUCAGAUUGACAGAGUUAUCAGAAAGACAACGUCUUCAGCUUGCGUACAAUGUAUUUAGUGGAAAUCGCGUGAAACGCACGUUACCCUGGUUGCAUCCUCGUUCCGCAAUGCCUGCUGUGAUUGUGGUUGGUUCAUCUCAAGUGGCGGUGGUCAGAAACGACUUGUGGAAUCCCGGAUCGGACUACGAAAUAGCCAGUCACUUGUCUGCGUCGGACAAGCAUAUCAACACAACGCUCAACUUUUGGGGUGAUCUGUUCGCCUGGAACAGUACUGAAUGGGGUGCCGUGCAUCGAGCUGUGAGCAAGCGUAUUUUCGAUCAGAAUCACCGGUACACUUUGGCACGAUGUGAUUACUACCCAGUGUUGAAAGAUCCCGACUUGGCCAGUCAGUUUGCUACAACCGGAGAACCUCCGUUUGUGCCUGGUUUUAUCGCACUCGAUUCCCGUACCGGGAUGAUUGAACUUGGUGGCCGUUUAGCCGUGGAACGGGGAAGACAGGUUACGCUGGAACCCCUGUUUGGUGAAGUGAAUUUCUAUCACGUGACCAAAGAUAUUUUUAUCCCGCCGGGGGGAAUUCUUACUAUCAAGCCAGGAGUUCGAAUGUAUUUUGAUAAUGGAGUAGGAUUGUUUUCACAGGGUGAAUUGAGACUACAGGGUUCUGCAUCAUUGCCUAUUACCCUGGAUCUGUUUCGGCCAGCCAAUUCAGAAGUUCAGUGGCCUGAUUUUCCAAGUUUCAUGAACGGCACCGACGAUCCAAUGAUAAAGUUAUCGAAUCAGACAACGAUUCGCCUAGUGGGAGGGAGCUGGCUAGCAGACACAUACACAGGGCGAGUUGAAGUGCGCCCUUCCCAAACGGAAGAUGGUAUAAACACAAGGAGGUCGAUUCCCAUGAACACAUCAUUGUGGGGUACGGUAUGCGAGAAGGGUUUCACGGAAUAUGCUGCUAUGCUUGUCUGUUCUGCGAUCGGUUUGGUCGCACAUCCAAAGAACUGGUACCCUAAAUCCAGUGUCCGACAAUCCAUUCGUGAAUCCGCAGACCGUUGGUUCAACUCAUCCGAGGCACCGAUUCACAUAGCGAACUUGAAAUGUCACGGAUAUGAGACCGAUCUGUUUGAAUGUCGCCACGAUGGACCGGAUGAGCAUAGCUGUACGCACCAAGAUGAUUUGGUCAUUCGCUGUCAUCGCCCGCGUUGGGCCGGAGUACGCGUGACCAUCUCGGACAUGGGUUCGCGGACCCCGGUGCAACAUGUGCGACUUCGAAGAGCUGGUCUGUUGGAUUACACACGUCUCAUUUUGAUGCCCGGCCUGCAGUUGGACUACCAUAGUGCAGCCGUUGAAAAUAUUGAGGUUCAGCAGUGUCUUUCCGAUGGAUUACUUGUCAUUCACGGUGAUCCUCUGCUCGGGAUCGCUGUUUCCAACAGCCGUUUUAUGGACAAUGCCGGAAGUGGAAUCCGAGUGCAAACUCCGUGGUUGACCAUGCGUCACUGUCAUCUAGCCGGUAAUCGCGGCCCCGCUGGUGUUUACUAUGAUCCAGCCAUUUCACCGGAACAAACUGCCCAGCUGUAUGCCGGACUAGUGUCCACUUUACCCUUGUUCGGUCCCAUAGAGCACCCGGAUAGACGAGUACUAACCCCGCUUAUGGAUGACUGGACCCUGGCGGUCAUUUAUCGGACUGAACUGGCUGCCGAUGACCGACAUCGAAUGCAUCAAAUCGUGCUACACUUGCUGGACUAUCCCGUUACCACAGCACCGACAAGCAACGCCCAAAGCAGUGGGUCCCCGAAAGCCACCAUAGGCCCGAGAGUCACACCCUCGUCAAUACUCUCGGGUCCAAGUUUUGGCUACACUCAGAAACAAAACCAGACGGACACCAUUGAGGAACUCAUCAUCUAUGAUUCAGCUCUAGCUGACUUAGAUCCACUACGUGUGUACUCAUGGCGUAUACCACGUGAUCUUACGCGUUUACCACUGAUAUCUUCGACUAAUCGAUUGACUCUGGAGUUCCGUGUACAAGGUAUUGCUUCCGGUCGUCUACUACUUGCUGCCCAGACGAAAGACUUCCAGCAUGCUCCGGAUUUACGUCAGUGGUCAAGCGCUGCAUCUCUGUCACAUCGUGCGCUAUUCGGAUUUGAACCGGAUACUCGGUACCCAUUAAUUCCAGAAUUUCGUAUGGAAGACUCGGUGGUCGAGGGAAAUCUUGAUGGUGUACGACUGGAACACUAUAAUAACCCGGUAGAUCAUGAAAACCGUCAGCUGAUACGACAUACGGCUGAAUUGUAUAGUUUGGUUAAUGUAUCAUUCAGUCAUAAUGCCCGCUCUGCUGUGCACAUUCGCUCGUGGACCAAAUUCGUUUACGAUUGGGAUUUAUUGUUUACUGAACCGACUCAUCUACAGUCGGUCGAACGAUUGUCUUUCAUCGGAUACAACCUAACAAAAUGCCGAUUCUGGCGCAAUCGUGGCACUGUUCUACAAUCCGAACAUGGACAACUGCCAUUCUCGAACAAUCUCUGGUCGUAUCGAGUAGACGGAUGCGUUGUAGAGCAAAAUGAACUGUCAAACGGAACCGACGAGGACGCCGCUCCCUUGCGCAACAGAUACGGUUUGCUUUUUCAGCUACCCCAUCUACAAAGUCGCUAUGAUUUGCCGUCACCCACCAGCGGGUUACACAAACUAGUCUUGGAGUCCAAUCUGUUUCGAGAUAAUUACCCAUUUCAAGUUGUGAUCGAUGGUUAUCAUACUCAGGUGGAUAUGAGUCGAAACGUGUUCCAAGAUAAUCUUUGCACCGUACGUUCAGAAGGCUCAAAUACUAGAUCCGGUUUGUUACGCACAGAUGGAAUGGAGAAGAGACUCACUUUGGUUGAUAAUCGAUUUGUUCGAAACAAAGAUUGCUCGUUUGUGGCGCACUUUCAAGGAUCUGGACAGAUUUCACAAUCGUGGACAGUAUUCAGUUAUGCGAAGCAGAAUGUUUUCCAAGAUAACCAAUGCACCAAUGAUGCGACUGUAGCCCAAGUACAAAAAAUGGAGUGGCCAUGGACUGCAGAUAAUAAUCACCAAAUUGGGAUGCGUUAUGAACUGAUAGCGUCCGUGCAUUCUAUUCAAUUGCCCAGUGUGUUCGAUGCUCGAGAGAACUUCUGGGGUUCGGUUGAUCCGAGCGAAAUCCGUUUGCGCAUAUUCCAUUUUGAGGAUUGGAAUUGUCUGUCUCAAGUGGAUGUGAAUCCCCCAUUGGCUAAUGAUCAGAUUCAUAAUCCCUCGACUCUGAAUAUCGAUUCAAAGCUACCUAACCCGUCAGAACUUGCUCGCCAUGGAGUCCUUGGUGGUCAGGUGACGGGAAAUUUGCAUUUGUCCUAUCGUACUGAGCCCUAUCGGUUUUGUUUUUCUCCUACUCAUCUUCACGAUUAUGUGUACGACAAGAUCAAAAAACAAUCCGUGAAUAUGAUUCGUGAAUUCUCAAAGAUCGGAAAACAUGACGGCCGUGCAGAUAUUUAG